Messenger RNA from Heterobasidion irregulare TC 32-1, 1047 nucleotides. RefSeq lists its product as uncharacterized. Gene Ontology annotation, molecular function: protein binding. The transcript is spliced from 2 exons. NCBI's taxonomy places the organism in Eukaryota, Fungi, Basidiomycota, Agaricomycetes, Russulales, Bondarzewiaceae. The record is from RefSeq and is a predicted model, not a curated record. Bases 1 to 1047 code for a protein of 348 amino acids.
AUGGAUCCAAACGUUCAAGGAAGGGUGUAUGACGACUAUGCAUUGCUCGACUGGUCGAUGGGCUUCUUUCCUAAAUCCGAUUCAGACCUUGAGACUGCACUGCAGGUGGCGGCAGCUAAUGGUUCCGAGGCCAUCGUCAAGCUCCUACUCGAGAACGGAGCUGAUCCAAAUAUCCAGGGCGGAUAUUUUGGCACUGCAAUGCAGACAGCGGCUUCUCAAGGUUCCGAGGCCAUCGUCAAGCUCCUAGUCGUGGCGGGAACUGAUCCAGAUGCCCAGGGCGGACGAUAUGGCACUGCACUGUUGGUGGCGGCGUAUCGCGGAUCCGAGGCCAUUGUCAAGCUCCUUCUCGAAAAUGGAGCUGAUUCAAAUGCCCAGGGCAAAGAAUAUGGCACUGUACUGCAAGUCGCGGUAUUCAAAGAUUCCGAGGCCAUUGUCAAGCUCCUACUCGAGAAGGGAGCUGAUCCAAAUGUCCAGGGCGGAGAAUAUGGCACUGCACUGCAGGUGGCGGCGUUGGAGGGUUCCGCGGACAUUGUCAAGCUCCUGCUCGAGAGUGGAGUCGAUCCGGAUGUCCAGGGUGGAUAUAGCGCUGUAAUACAGGCGGCGGCAGUUGGGGGUUCCGGGGUCGUCAUCAAGCUCCUGCUCGAGAGCAGCCGGGGCGGACAAUUUGGCACUGCACUGCAGGCAGCAUCCUAUGAAGGUUCCGAGGCCAUCGUCAAGCUCCUACUCGAGAUGGGUGUUGAUCCAAAUGUCCCUGGCGGUUACUUUGGCACUGCCCUGCAGGCGGCGGCCUAUAAAGGUUUGAAGACCAUCGUCAAGCUCCUGCUCGAGGUAGGAGCUGAUCCAAAUGUCCAAGGCGGACGAUUUGGCACUGCACUGCAGGCGGCAGCCGGGCAUGAUUCCGAGGCUGUCAUCAAUCUGUUGCUCGAGAUGGGAGCUGAUCCAAAUGUCCAGGACGCACGUGACAAUGCACUACAGGAGGACACUAUGGCACUGCAAUGGCAGCCAUGCGUAGAAUGUGGCCGAACGCGCACAGGAGUGAAUUUAUAA